AUGCCCAAGCGAUGUAGAGAGCCCUGGUCAUCAGAUCUCCUUUCUGCAAAGCGCACUCGGAAAGAUGGCUCUGUGGAUCACUUGUCUUGCUUGAGCGAUGAGCUCCUGCUCCAUAUCUUAUCCUUGCUUCCAAUAUCAUCACUGAAUGUGUGUCAAAGGUUAUCCCAUCGUUUCCAUGCCCUUAGUGGGGACUCGGAGCUCUGGAAAAGACAGUAUUAUUCGCAGUGGGUGCGACCGCAAGCCCAUCGACUGGCAAAUCUUCGGCGUACUACACUUUCAGCCAAGACAGAAUACUCACCAAAGGUUUCCACUUGGCUUGGCCAUGGCCACUUGGCUGAAGCAAAAGUUACGAACUGGAAAAGGCAGUAUCGUCUUCGGCAUAACUGGUCCAAGGGACUCUGUCGUAUGACACAGGUUGAAUUUCCAAAGCCACAGUGCCCAGAACUGGUCAAGUUAUGUGCCGGGCUUGUCCUUACAGCAGACAACACUUAUGGACUUCGGGCCUGGACGGCCAAAGACCCGGCCGCUUGUGUGGCAAAAGUUGCAUUCUCUGCAGAAUCGAGGCUGUCUGGUGUAGCUCCAACAGCUCUGGCAGUGAGCCAGGUUCUUCAUGAGCUCGAGAUUGUGGUAGGAUUUGACAACGGCUGCAUCAGCCUCUAUACCCUGGAUCUCCGAACAUCCCAGUUGAGUUUGCGGACCUCCUAUGUCGGGUCCAGUGAUGGAGCCAUCACCGCAAUAGCCUUGUCCUCGCCAUACCUCUUGAUGGUUUCCCAGUACAAGAUUCUGUCGCUGUACAACCUGCGCCCUGGAUCUCAGCGAGCAGGGAAAGCCGGCGCAGCCAAGGAGCCUCGCCAGAUUGCCUCUCUUCGGGCAGAUAACAUUGUUGCACCGGUGAAUUUGUCCCUUCGAGUUUCUCCUUUCGAAAUAAUUGCAACCAUUGUGUAUAGUUUCUUCCACAUUGGAUGCGGGUGGUCCUUGGGGAUCCAAGAACUGCGGUUGGACAAAGACGGCCAACAACUUGGCUCACGACUUGCCACCACGGUAGACUCUCAAUAUGGAACGAGGAUUAUACCAGAUCCAUCACCAGAAGGCAAGCGACGUUCGGCAGAGACUCAAAAUCGCCAGAACCUCGACAAUCCCGGGGUGCCAUCUAUAUUGCAUCAGCAUCCACCGACCUCGAUGGCUUAUUCGCAUCCGUAUUUGCUGACCUCCCACGCGGACAACACAUUGACUAUGUACCUUGUGGUGUCUACGUCUGGUCAUCUGUUUGUUCGAGGUGGCCAGCGGCUGUGGGGGCACACUUCCUCUGUAUCGGCCGUGCAAGUCACCAAUCGCGGGAAAGCCGUCUCCGUGAGCUCCCGGGGCGAUGAAAUCCGAAUCUGGGAGCUUGAAAUGGCCAUUUCCUCAUUAGGCACUCGCAAGCCUUUAAAGGAAGAGAACAGCAUUCAGGUCAGCCCCGGCAAUCAACCGCACACUGCAUUAGGGCUAGACGAUAUGUCUGAGUCCAUCUGCUCGCCCAACAGACCAGACCCAAUCCCCGCCACGCCUCCAGAGUUAUCACGGAUGCACAGCUGUGUGGGAUUUGAUGAUGAGCGAGUCCUUUUGCUUCGCGAGAAGAUCGGCACGCAACUACUUGAAUGUUAUGAUUUCACGUAG
Messenger RNA from Penicillium alfredii, 1656 nucleotides. RefSeq names its product WD domain protein. The record is from RefSeq and is a predicted model, not a curated record. The transcript has 2 exons. NCBI's taxonomy places the organism in Eukaryota, Fungi, Ascomycota, Eurotiomycetes, Eurotiales, Aspergillaceae. Gene Ontology annotation, molecular function: protein binding. Bases 1 to 1656 code for a protein of 551 amino acids.